Messenger RNA from Ctenocephalides felis (cat flea), 531 nucleotides. RefSeq names its product teneurin-a-like. The transcript has 4 exons. The record is from RefSeq and is a predicted model, not a curated record. Bases 1 to 531 code for a protein of 176 amino acids. Lineage: Eukaryota; Metazoa; Arthropoda; Insecta; Siphonaptera; Pulicidae.
AUGUCGGCGAUAGAUGAACGAUCUCGUGGCCGAUACCUUCAGUGUCCAAUAGGAAAGCUAUUGAAUUCCCAAUUGUCGGGUGGUGUCGGACAAGGCAUUCCCGGCCAGAAUAGCAGUACGCUGUCGUCCAGCCAGCACUGUCCUUCGCUGGUGCCGGUGUUCCCGCUAAGGGCAGCGCACACAGGCGCCCAUGGUGCGCACUACUCCCCAUACUCGCCGUCCAGGUUUCACAUCGACAAACGAUGUCGGCACCGCUGCUCAUGGAAAUGUUUCAGCAUUGUUUUGAUAUUACUCAGUGUGGCACUUACUGCAAUGCUGGCUUAUUUUGCAGCUGUGAGUUCCAUGAAGCCCUCUAUCGAUCCAUCCAACUGCAUACUAGUACAAGACGUAAAAUCGGUCACACAUGACCAGAUGACACAAGAUUCGGCAUCUACACAAAUUCCCACGGAAGAGGUCGGCAACGCGGCGCCCGCGGGCGCCAUGGAGCCCCCGAUCAACUUUAGAGCGCCCUCGGUUAAUGUAAAUGUAUGA